GAGGGGGAACGAAGUGUCCCGUUUCCGCCGGGCUGGGAUGGGGCGCGUCCCGCGGCUGUGAAACGGGCGCUUGGGCCCGCCUCAGCCUGGCGUUGCCCUAGUGCUCCCAGGGGACGAGCACCAGAGGGCCAUGGGGGAGGCCAGGGGGGCGGCGGCGAGAGCUGGGGUGGCGGCGGGGCUCGUGCUGGGCGCUGGCGCGUGCUAUUGUGUUUACAGGCUGGCCAGGAGCAGGAGGGCGGGAGCCGCAGCCGGGACAGAAGGAGCCGCUAGCGCUAGGGAUGGGUCAGCCCCAGGGGGCGGUUUGCUGCCUCGGGUGUCCGGGCUUUCUGUCCUGUCCAGCCUUGCCUGGGGGGGACCCUCCAACCUCCAGUCAGACACCGAUCUUCCAAAAUCACCCAGUAACCUGGAUGCCCAUCAUCUACAGAAACUUAUUCAUUUGCUUGAGCUCACAGAUGAUCCGUUAAUUCAAGAACAAGCCUUGGUCACUCUGAGCAACAGUGCUGCCUUCUCUGUAAAUCAAGAUAUAAUUCGAAAUUUGGAUGGCCUUUCUGUUAUUGGAAAGAUGCUCUCAAAUUCCAUUCCCAAAGUUAAAGAAAAAGCACUAAACACACUUAAUAACUUGAGUAUGAAUGUUAAAAAUCAAGAAGAGAUAAAGGUAUACAUUUUACAAGUCUGUAAGGAGAUUGAGUUAUCACCUUUGAACUCUGAUCUGCAGCUAGCUGAACUUAGAUUAUUAACAAAUAUGUCUGUUACCAAUGACUACCACCAUAUGAUGACAAAUGCAAUUCCGUGCUUUCUUCAUUUGCUUUCAGAAGGAAAUGAAAGGACACAGAUUCAAGUUCUGAAAGUACUUGUGAACUUAUCUGCAAACCCAGCCAUGACAAGACAUCUUUUCAGUGCUCAAGCACCAUCAUUGCUUUCACUUUUUGACAACUGCAUAAACAAAGAGAUUCUACUUAGAGCCCUGAUGUUUGCCGCAAAUUUGAAUGAGAAUAUGAAAAAUGAAGAGGGCAUCAUUACCCAGGAUCAGUACAGUGAAGAUUCAGUUUUUUCUCUGCUCUGUGGGCAUUCUACCCAAUAUACUAAGAAAUUGAUGUGGUCUGGAAGGAUUGGAGUGAGCAUGCACCAAAACAGAAAAAAUGGGAGCGGGUUUCUAUGCAUCCACUUCAUGUUUGCCUCAGUCAUCCGAAUGUGCCACUGCCAUGGCCCUGGUGAACUACCCACCAUGGGUGGUUCCAGUCCAAACCUUUGUACACCUGUAUAAUAAAGAUUUAAUAAUGUA
Messenger RNA from Trachemys scripta elegans, 1282 nucleotides. RefSeq names its product armadillo repeat containing 10 (gene ARMC10). The transcript has 7 exons. NCBI's taxonomy places the organism in Eukaryota, Metazoa, Chordata, Testudines, Emydidae. Gene Ontology annotation, molecular function: protein binding. The record is from RefSeq and is a predicted model, not a curated record. Gene Ontology annotation, cellular component: mitochondrion. The coding region runs from base 131 to 1264 and encodes 377 amino acids.